AUGGCGACAGAAAAUUCAACAGUAACUGACAAACAACCAAAAUCAUUUGAAGAACUGAUAUGUUCCCCAUCAUUGGCAGAUGGCUUAAAAAAACACGCAUCUUAUCUUUCAACAGUCAACUUUCUCCUUUCCCUCACGGCAUUUCUUGGGAAUUCUCUUAUCCUUGUUGCCCUUCAUAAGGAAUCUUCCCUUCAUCCGCCAUCCAAACUCUUGUAUCGCUGUCUGGCAACAACUGAUCUUUUGAUUGGACUUGCUACACAGUCACUCUAUACCAUUCAUUGGAUUUCUUUAGUUCGCGAAGAUUGGAUCCUCUGCCGAUUUGCUUUCGAUACAGCCUUUAUAUUAGGCUAUCAAUUAGGUAUAGUAUCUUUGUUGACGUUGGCGGCCAUUGGCGUGGACAGACUUCUCGCGCUGUUGUUGGGGCUACGAUACAGACAAACUGUAACUUUAAAGCGCAUGUAUAUCGUCGUAGCCACCUUGUGGGUUGUUUCUGGUGUCGGUGCUUUACUAUUCAUUCUAGAUUAUCGUCUAUCGUUUUGGUAUAGUUGUGCGGUUAUAAUAUCAUGUUUGAUUAUCUCAUUCGCUUCCUACACGAAGAUUUUCUAUAGUCUUUGUCAUCGUCGCAUUCAAAGGCGAGAUCGUGUUCAACAACAACCGAGGGCACCAAAUGCACUGAACAUCGCACGAUACAAAAAGGCCGUGUACAGUGCACUGUGGGUGCAGUUAGCAUUAGUUAUUUGUUAUGUCCCAUAUAUUGUAGUGGCAAUUUUAAUAGCUUCAAGUGAAACCUAUUCGUCACAAUUAAUCGUCAGUUCGCGAAUAGUGCUUGUUUUCUUCUUCUUUAAUUCGUCUUUAAACCCAUUUCUUUAUUGCUGGAAGAUUAGCGAAGUAAGGCAAGCAGUAAUAGAAACAAUUAGACAAGCACUUUGCUGUCCAUGCAGUUGA
This is a messenger RNA of Pocillopora meandrina, 945 nucleotides long. Lineage: Eukaryota; Metazoa; Cnidaria; Anthozoa; Scleractinia; Pocilloporidae. The record is from the annotation of a GenBank genome assembly.